AUGUCUUGUCAGAACUCGAGCCCUUAUAUAUUCGUCGAUGGCAUAUUGGCCUUGACCAUGGGUCCGGACUCAGCGCAGGUGUACCACUCGACGCUGUGGCGACUCGGCGACCCGCAGGUUCUUUCGACACAGUGCAGAGUCUAUAAUGGUCUCUUCAUCAUUCCUUGUGCGGCUGGUGUUGCUAGUUCUGCGCCAAGAAUCACUUUGGCCGGGCACGACUAUCAUAUCGUUGACUACAUCCACACCGCGCUCGGAAGGACGUCGCGUGUUCUUUGCCAGGGUGUCUACCGCCCCAAAACCGUAUCGACUGCCUCGCAGCGAGAAGGUCUUCUGGCCCCGAUCUUUUUCACUGUCGGGGGACGCUUGGGCAUCACAUUGGAGGAUGCAGCCAGGAAGAAUACCAACAUUCUUGACAACGCCGUAUUUCACGCUCCGAUGAGGAAUAAGUCGACUGGCUACCUCUGCAUCCACUGGCCAGGAUACCAGCUCCACGAUGCCCAGGUUGAAUUGAAAGACUCGAAACGACAACCUAUCACGAUUGGUAAACUGGCGCAGCGCGUCGCUAACUUUAUAGAUACUUUCGUCGGAGACCGCGAAAAGGGGGCCGUUGAAGACAGGAACUCGAGAAGUGACGACCUGUGGCAGUGGCCGCAAGUCACACCGUACAUCCGUUCACGCAUCACCCUCUUAGGAGUGGCUCACGUUUCUACCGGCCAUUGGCAGGUGCUCGUUAGUAUCAGCGGGGCGUGA
Messenger RNA from Peniophora sp. CBMAI 1063, 750 nucleotides. The record is from the annotation of a GenBank genome assembly. NCBI's taxonomy places the organism in Eukaryota, Fungi, Basidiomycota, Agaricomycetes, Russulales, Peniophoraceae.